This is a messenger RNA of Closterium sp. Yama58-4, 1557 nucleotides long. NCBI's taxonomy places the organism in Eukaryota, Viridiplantae, Streptophyta, Zygnematophyceae, Desmidiales, Closteriaceae. The record is from the annotation of a GenBank genome assembly.
AUGCUGCUUAUGUUUCCCCCUUCCUCAAACCCCACGUCCCGUCAUUCCCACCUCCCACCUCUCCCGUCCUCUCCCUCCCCUCCUCUCCCCUGUCCCACUCUCCCCCUCUCUCCCUUUCCCCCUCUCCCCCUCUCCCUUGCUCGCCUUCUCGCCCUCUCCCCCUCUUCCCCCUCUGCCGUUCCUCCCCCUCUCCCUCUCCCCAUCUCCCCCACGCCACCCCCUCCUCUGUGCCCGACGCCGCAACCACGCCAGGGCAGUCGCAGCCGCCUGUCAGUGGGCGGGGCGCUGCCGCUGUGCGACUACUUUGACCUCGCGCGCAUCGCCACGCACUGGAUCUCGCCCGAACUCUUCCUGCUGCUCGCCAGAGCCGCGCUCACCGCGCCCUUCGCUGCUGCUGCUGCGCGUGGCGCCAGCCCCUCCGUGGCCUUCGUGCACGUGCAGACACACCGCAUCCCAUCUCAUGACAUCCCGUUCCAUUCUUACUCCUCCUCAUUCGCCAACUGUUUCAUUCCAUACCAGCUCAUCACGUUAUAUCCCAUCCUAACACGUGACAUCACAUCCCAGCCUAUCACAUGGCAUCACAGCCCAUCCCACCACCACAAAGUAACCAUGCCACCCCUGGUUAGUUCUAUCCCAUUCCUUCCUAUCGUGCCCCAUCAAUCAACACAUGCACUCUCUGCAAUCACAUCCUCCUUCCUCCUCUUCACCACUUUGCUAACUCCCCAUCCUUCCCGCUUCCAUGCAGCAUUUGCUGUGCGAACGCGGCACACGGACGUGCUCGUGUGGGUGAAGACCACGUUCGAGCGCAUGGGCUUCCAGCCUCCCACGGAUUCCAUCUCCUUCCAGAUGCUUCCGUACAGCCAGGAGUGGCACGCCAUGGCUCAGCGAGCCAUGGCCCGCCUGCCCCCGCGCUACAUUGCCGUGCACUACCGCUCCGAGUUCAUCGCCUUCCACCUCGCUCAAAGUGACCCAAGAGUCAAACGAAUCUGCAACCCAAAUCCGUUGUCACCCACCCUGCAGGCGCACAAGCUAGUGCGGAAGGGCUUCAAGGUGGAGGCGGGCGUGCUGGAGGAGCUGAUGACGGGGUGCAUGGAGGCGGCUCGCGACCUGAUCAACGGCAUGAAGCGCCGCCACAACAUCUCGGCCGUCUUCAUCGCCGCCGACGUGCCGUUUGACGACAAGGCGGGCAGCCUCGUGCGCUCCGACUCGUGGAAAGAAACCACGUGGAGGUUUCAAGGGCAGGAGAGGGUGCUGGCGGCCCCGCAGGAGAAGCUGCGGUGGCUGAGGGAGCAGGUGGCGGGCACAGUGAUGGUGGACGAGCUCAUGCCCGCCAUCAACCACUACGACCCCGGCAUUGUGGCCAUAUUGGACAAGCUGCUGUGUGCGCAUGCGCACGUGUUCCUGGCUGGGUCUAUCACAUGCGGGGGGGGGCGUGGGUUUGAGGAGGACAUCAACAUCCACAGGCAUCACUUCAACAGGACCCCCCCCCACAGAUGGGUCUCGGAGACAGACAAGCGUCUAUUCCACCUGAACAGCAGCUCUGCAGGUGCAGGGUGA